UCAACGCCCUCCGAACCUCCAUUUUCUACUUUCCAUCGACCUCGAUUUGUCUGAUCCACAACAUUGAACAUCUCGAUCAAAGCGAUCAACUACUCAAUUCCUACGAACCUUAUCACACACUUCGCAAACACCUGCGCAUUCUACGAUGUAUCGAAGAGCGCUUUUGAACGUCCCCCGCGUCGCCGGAAGAGCGUUAUCGGCCUCAACUCGUCCCGCCACGAGACCUGCUCUUGCGCAGUUAUCUCCGUCUGUCGCUGUUGCAGGUAGACGCCAGUAUCACGAGAAGGUCCUUGACCACUACUCCCGUCCGCGCAAUGUGGGAAGCAUGUCCAAGACCGAUACAGAUGUUGGUACUGGUCUUGUUGGAGCUCCUGCGUGUGGCGAUGUGAUGAAGUUGCAGAUUAGGGUGGACCCUACAAACAACACGAUCUCGGAUGUCAAGUUCAAGACCUUCGGUUGUGGUUCAGCCAUUGCUUCGUCGUCAUAUCUGACGGAGUUGGUGCGAGGUAUGACUUUGGAAGAGGCUGGUAGAGUGAGAAAUACAGAGAUUGCGAAGGAGCUUUGCCUACCACCUGUGAAACUCCACUGCUCUAUGCUCGCCGAGGAUGCCAUCAAGUCAGCCAUCUCAAAUUACUAUACCAAGAAUCCUAAGGCUCGAUCGACGGAUCUUGGUGGAACUGGUUCAAGCAUGCCAAAGAUUGACGUUGAAACCGUCAUGGAGCCAACUGCGGCUCAGACAGCAACUGCUUGAGCUUGGGAUCUUAGGUGGCAAGGCGUUUGGGCGAUUUGACCAAUGUGUGACGUGGGACCUGGCAAUUGCGAGGACUUACAAAAUUGGACGUAUCCCAAGUACACAUUGAAUGCAACGGUGAAAACCGAAAAGCAAGCAUCGAUUUCUAGGGAGCCAAAGGCAAAGUAAAGCAAUGAGCGACCACUUUUCUCAAUUCAUGCGAGGGAAUAGGGAACUGUAUGUACAAAUGCUGGUUUUGAAGCCAGCCGUCAAUGGACUUAACAAAAUACCCAAUUCAGAAUGAAUCCAUAUGACCUUCUCCCCUCAUGAAUUGAUAAAUGUCGAGAUGCC
This is a messenger RNA of Mollisia scopiformis, 1081 nucleotides long. RefSeq names its product FeS cluster assembly scaffold IscU. Gene Ontology annotation, cellular component: mitochondrial matrix; cytoplasm. NCBI's taxonomy places the organism in Eukaryota, Fungi, Ascomycota, Leotiomycetes, Helotiales, Mollisiaceae. Gene Ontology annotation, biological process: iron-sulfur cluster assembly; intracellular iron ion homeostasis. Gene Ontology annotation, molecular function: ferrous iron binding; 2 iron, 2 sulfur cluster binding. The record is from RefSeq and is a predicted model, not a curated record. The transcript has 2 exons. The coding region runs from base 146 to 751 and encodes 201 amino acids.